Lucilia sericata (common green bottle fly) is the source of this 1103-nucleotide messenger RNA. RefSeq names its product L-aminoadipate-semialdehyde dehydrogenase-phosphopantetheinyl transferase. The transcript has a single exon. The record is from RefSeq and is a predicted model, not a curated record. The coding region runs from base 203 to 1084 and encodes 293 amino acids. NCBI's taxonomy places the organism in Eukaryota, Metazoa, Arthropoda, Insecta, Diptera, Calliphoridae. Gene Ontology annotation, cellular component: cytosol. Gene Ontology annotation, molecular function: holo-[acyl-carrier-protein] synthase activity; magnesium ion binding.
UUCUCUCCCUUUUGCUCUUUACUUAAUUUUGACAGUUGUUCUUAUUAGAAAACUACACAUUCCUUAGUAAACACUAGUGAAUUUAAUUAAAUUCAUUUUAUAAAUUAUAACUAUUUAAUUUAAAAAACUACUACACACCAACAUCAUCAACAGUUUUGAUGAUUUUAAAACCAUAAACUGCCAGAAUAAAAAAAAUAAAGUAAUGACAAAUAAAUUAGCAACAACAAGAUGGGCAUUUGACCUAAGCACUUGGUCGUCACCCACAUUAAAUCAGCUAACACAAGCUGUAGCCGCCAUACAGCCGGAGGAAAGGACUAGAUUAAUGAAAUUCUAUUUUAUUAAUGAUUUUCUAUCAUCAUUAGUGGGACGUUUACUUAUGCGUAAGUACGUCAGUGAAAUGUGCAAUUUGCCCUAUGAAGACAUUAAAUUUGCCAGAGAUUUAAGAGGAAAACCUUAUCUACUGCCCAAUGAAGGGACAAAAGCUACACCUGCUCUUAGUUUUAAUGUCUCACAUCAAGGCAAUUAUGUGAUAUUAGCCGGUGUUAUAAAUACGAACCAAACAGAUUUCAAUGACUUUGGCAUUGGUUGUGAUGUCAUGAAAAUGGAAUAUUCCGGAGGCAAAGAUUUAAAAGAAUUCUUUCGUAUUAUGCAUAGAAAAUUUGCCAAUAGCGAAUGGAAUUAUAUUUGCCAGCCACAUUUCAAUCAACAGCAACAACUAAAAGCUUUUAUGCGUCACUGGUGUUUAAAGGAAUCUUAUGUCAAAGAGCUGGGUGUGGGUAUAACAGUGGAUUUACAAAAAAUUGCAUUUACUGUGGACUCUAAUAAGGAACUUAACUUGGAAACACAACCCUUAUGUGGCACUACCUUAAAAUGUAAUGAUUUACCCAUGACUCAAUGGUAUUUUGAGGAACAUUUGCUGCAUCCUAAAUAUUGUGCUGCUAUAGCUUUUCGUAAUUUUAAACCUGAAAAAACUGAUAAAUUUCAAUUACUCACUAUAAAUGAACUCUUGCAUACAUCAGUCCAACAAAAUGACCAAGAAAUUAUAGAUUAUUGUCGCACAGCCUUAAGUAAACCUAAUAAAUAAUAUUGUCUUAAUUAUAAAA